AUGGCCUCCGCUGAGCAGCACAGCGCACUCUUCAAGCCCCUUCGCAUUGGCAGCAGUCACCUUUCCCAUCGGAUCGCUCUUGCACCACUCACUCGACGUCGAGCCCAAGAUGAUCACACCCACACGGUUAAUCUCGCCAGCGAAUACUACGCUCAGCCUGGCGUGUACAACAACAUACCAGGGAUCUACACACAUAGGCAUAUCGAAGCAUGGAAGCAGAUCGUGGACAAGGUCCACGAGGCCGGUGGAAUCAUCUUCCUUCAGCUAGCAGCGGUAGGGAGAUUGGUAGACCUGGAGGAUUGGGAGUCUCAAGGCAGACCAGAGUUAUUCUCUGCUUCUGCGAUCCCCGUGGAUGAGGACUAUCCAGUGCCGACUCCCUUGGACGGGGAGAGCAUCGAACAAUACAUCGAAGACUUCGCAACAGCGGCAAAAGCAGGUGUGGAGAUUGCUGGGUUUGAUGGCGUCGAGAUACAUGGUGCAAACGGACUGUUGGUCGAUCAGUUCAUUCAAGAUGGGACGAAUCAGCGCAGCGACUCUGCCGUGGCCAAUGCUGUCGGUGCCGAUAAGACGGCGAUCCGACUUAGUCCAUUCAGUCCAUUCCGAGGAAUGGGCAUGAAAGAUCCAUUGCCUCAGUUCUUGGACCUCCUGACGAGGCUGAAACCUUUGAAGCUGGCGUACAUACAUCUCAUCGAACCGCGAAUUGCUGGAAGCUUAGAGGUUGACACACACGACACACUUGAGCCAUUGAUGAAGCACUGGUCAAACACAUCUCCCGUUGUUCUAGCUAGCGGAUAUACUCCUAGCUCAGCCCUGGAGGCAGCUCAGGCGUUCCAGCAGUACGACAUCAUCAUUGCCUUUGGUCGACAUUUCACUGCAAACCCUGGCUUGGUCUACCGUAUCAAGAACACCAUCGAGCUGAAUCAAUACGACAGAUCGACUUUCUACUCUACAAUGAGCCCUCGGGGGUACAUUGACUAUGCAUUCUCCAAGGAAUGGCAGGCCGCACCCAAAGAACUAUAA
Molecule: messenger RNA, 1020 nt
Organism: Zasmidium cellare ATCC 36951
Lineage: Eukaryota; Fungi; Ascomycota; Dothideomycetes; Mycosphaerellales; Mycosphaerellaceae
Exons: 3
Coding region: 1-1020 (339 amino acids)
Molecular function (GO): NADPH dehydrogenase activity; FMN binding
Source: RefSeq, a predicted model, not a curated record